CUACGACCACGGUCCACCGUCAACCCCACCUUCUUUGCCGCCCAACCUGAGUGCAAUCUUGGACGGUCAGCAUCUCUUCUCCACUCCCUUAAAGCUGCCAAAUACUCGCCAGGACAACCUUCCACCGCCCCAAACAUACCAACAACUCCAAAUCGAACAUCUGCAAAUCAUGGGUUUGGCAAGCAAGCUCGCAGCCGCAGGCCCUCCGCCUGGCGCACCACCAGGCGCACCCCCAGGCGGAUAUCCUGGACAACAGAACUAUCAGGCUUAUCCAGGCCAAGCCGGUGGACCCGCCGCUCCGUCCAGCUCUCAACCACCUUCCAACCCGCCGAUUCCUCAACCUUAUUCUCAUGCUUCGUACACACCGAUUUCUCCUGUAGCACCACAACAUCCUCAGUCGUCGACACCCUCGCCCUAUCCUCAAUCGCAGUCCGGUUAUAAUAGACCCCCUCCGCCUCCUCCAGGCCAGCCCCAAUCUCCUUAUCCAGGACCGCCUCAGUCUCCUUAUCCAGGACCGCCUCAAUCUCCUUAUCCAGGACCACCUCAAUCCUCUUAUCCUCAGCAGACACCCCAAUCUCCCUAUCCAGGGCAAAUCCCACAGCGCCAGCAGACUUUUUCGCAGCCUCCGCCUCAGCAAGGCCAAUGGAAUCAACCUCAACAGCCGUAUCCACCACAGCAAAAUCAAUGGCAACCGCAAUCACCGUACGGACAGCAGCAGAAUUCCUGGGGUCAGCCGCAGCCGCCUUACGGUGCUCCUCCGCCUCAGCAGCAACAGCAGUAUGGCGGGCCUCCACAGCAGCAGUACGGUUCUGCCCCCCCUGGCGGUCCUCCUGGGCAAGCUAGCCCCGCCGAGAUUGGCGCGUACAAGCAGCUUCUGCUUUCUUGUAUUCAGGAGAAGAAGCUGCAAGGCUUUUACCCUCCAAAUUCCCCUGUCAUAGACCAGAUCGCACAGCGUGCUCCAGCAUUGAUCAAUCAGGUCAUUCAGCGCUGGCGCAUUGUGAAGGAGGUUGCGAACGAUAUCGUCAAGCUUGCGCUCUAUGACAUUGUGAUCUUUAUCGAUGACAGUGGCUCUAUGGCGUUUGAAGAAAGCGGCGAACGUAUCAAAGACUUGCGCCUUAUUCUGGAGCGAGUUGCCUUUGCUGCGACCUUGUUUGAUACGGACGGAAUUUCGCUUCGCUUCAUGAAUACCGAUCUCAGCCAAAUGCGUGAUCCCCAAGGCCGACCACUCCAGGACGGCGUGGCUUCUGAACAGCAGAUUGAGCAGAUCAUGCGUGGCGUACAGUUCAAGGGUCUCACUCCCAUGGGAACUUCUUUGCGCAGGAAGGUCAUCGACGAGAUCGUUCUCUCAAGGGCUCAGAGCCAGCAGCUCAAGAAACCUGUUCUUGUCAUCAGCGUCACUGAUGGCCAGCCCGCUGGCGAACCCCAGAACGCUGUCUUUGACACUAUUAAAUAUGCUGUCGACACUCUACAGCGCUACCCACAGUACGGAUCAGGUGGCAUUGCCUUCGAGUUUGCCCAAGUCGGCAACGAUGAACUGGCCAAGAAGUUUCUCGGAAAGCUCGACGAGGAUCCCGCAAUCGGAAAUCUGGUCGACUGCACCUCCAAUUUCGAGAACGAGCAAGACGAGAUGUCUCGUGCUAACCCGCCGGUGGACCUCACGCCUGAUCUAUGGAUUGUUAAGCUGUUGCUUGGUGCCAUCGACUCCAGCUACGAUUCCAAAGACGAAAAGACCAACGCUCCUCCACCACAAGGAGGAUAUGGCGGCCCUCCUCAACAAGGCUAUGGCGCUCCACAAUAUACUCCCCAGCAAGGAUACGGCCAACCCCCACAACAACCCUAUCCCCAGCAGGGCUAUGGUGCUCCUCCGCCUGGUCCACCUGGGCAAUAUCCUCCCCAACAAGGGCAGCCUCCCCAAGGACAAUAUCCUCCCUAUCCCGGCCAGCAUCAGCAACAAAAGCCUCCCCAAUCAGGCGGUUACCCCGGCCAGCCACAAUAUGGUGCACCUCCGCCCGGCCCACCUCCUGGAGGUCGCUACUAAGUUGAAGUGGCAUUGGAAUCGGGCGGUGAUUGACAUGUAUACGUUCUGGACAUGAUGUGGUGAAAGGGUUAAUGACUGUAUGACUCGGAGCUUAGUCUUCGUCUAGUCAAGAAUCGUAUGCCCCUAGUUUCAUCAGAGAAUAUAAGUGCGUGCAUGAAUACGUAAUAUCCUCGUCGUGUCGUGAUUUUGAAUGCAGUGGAUGUACAUAUGUACGUACACCUGCCUUGAUAUUCAUUCAUUGUCCCUCCGGCAUCAACAUGCCG
Periconia digitata is the source of this 2301-nucleotide messenger RNA. The record is from the annotation of a GenBank genome assembly. NCBI's taxonomy places the organism in Eukaryota, Fungi, Ascomycota, Dothideomycetes, Pleosporales, Periconiaceae.